Molecule: messenger RNA, 1836 nt
Organism: Australozyma saopauloensis
Lineage: Eukaryota; Fungi; Ascomycota; Pichiomycetes; Serinales; Metschnikowiaceae
Exons: 1
Coding region: 1-1836 (611 amino acids)
Cellular component (GO): mitochondrion
Source: RefSeq, a predicted model, not a curated record
AUGAUUCUCACCAAAACAGCACCUCGGUUGCCUGUUUUUCUCAGAAUAGCUAACAUUGCCAAGAGAAGCCUUUCAGGAAAGCCAGAUGAAGUUUUCACUUCCUUGAACAACGCUUCUGAUCCGGCCAGAAACCAGUUCUUCCAGUACACUUGGGGCUCUUGGUUGAAGAACAACAAGGUGGAACGUGCACGCAGAGAGACCAGAUUUUCAAUCGAGGCUAUUUCUAGUCUUGUGAAAACUUUUAAAAUUGAGGAUGGUGCUCUUCAGAAGCCACAAACUACUGCUGAUGGCAUCACUUCUUUGAAGCACAAUUGGAACAAGGAUGUGAUCGGUGAAAGCAACUAUGAAAUCAAGUCUAUUGCAAGCAUCCACGAAGGUAAGCAUCACCGUGUGUACCGCAUUACUUUGGGCAACGGGAAGAAUCUUGCGUUGCGUAUUCCUUAUAAGUUAGACUCAGACUUUGCAAUUGAACAAAGCAUCAAGAGCGAAGCCGCCACACUUGACUUCUUGAACUUGAAGUUAGGCCUCAAUGUUCCAAAGGUGGUGGCAUUUGGCGCAACCAAGACCAAUGCCUUGCAAGUUCCAUUCAUGUUGAUGGAGCACAUAGAGGGUGAAUUGUUGAUGAGAAAAUGGGACCCUAUGGUUCCUUCCAGUGAAACUGCUGAUAAGGCUUUGAAGGAGGUCAUUGACCCAGUCAUGGAUUUCCAGGCAGAAGCUUUGGAAAUGACUUUCAACAAGUUUGGCUCUCUUUUCUUCUUCGACGAUGUCGCUCAUGAACACCAACUGACACUUCCUUAUGAUGGCGAGACCAACGAAAGCCUUAAGAACAGAUGGAGAAUCGGUCCUAGUGUUGAAAGAGCCUUUUCCCGUGGUAAAAAGCACUUGUCUGCUCAAGACGUAGGAAAGUUCAACGGACCUUGGAACUCUACCAAGCCGCUCGACUUGGUAUCUGACUUGGCCAAAAUCCAAUUGGAAGCUUUGAGACAAAGAUUGGCAUUGGUACAAGCUGAUGCAGGCAGCAGACUCGAAAGCGCCGACGAGUUGAACAAGCAAAUUAGCACUUUUGAGCAUUUAUUGAAGAUUUCCCAGACCCUUUUCAACCCAGAAUCCCAAUCGAUUAUGAACGCGGUAGAGAUGUUCAAGCCUCGCAUGUUUUUCCCGGACCUCGACCCAUUGAAUGUCAUCGUCCAAAAAGACACCGGAAAACAAUAUUUCAUUGAUUUUGAGCACACAUGUAUCAAGCCAUUUAUUUUCUUCAAUUACCCAGCCUUCGUUGCCUACCAAGGUGCAAAAAUCUACAAUCUUGAGGAAGAUAUUCCAGGGUACGCUGAGAUGGAUGACGUUGAGAAGCAGCAAUAUCAAUUCAUGUUUUACAAGACUAGAAAUGAGAGACUUUGGGAGUAUGCCCUCAAUGACAAGAGACAUGACUUGAUCGCUAUUGCAUCUCCUCACGCAAAGGUCCUCAAAGCACCUUAUUUGCAAGCUUUGGAGUGCAAAACUGACAAGGACUAUUUGUUUGUAGAGAACUCCAUUGUCCAAUUGCAAGCCAUGUGGAAUGUUUAUGUUGCUAACGGACUCGUCAACACGCAAGAAAGUGCCUUCCCAAUUUCAUACACUCAAGAACAAUUGGACCAGCACCAGCAAGAGUUGGAGAACUAUCAAAUGGAGAUUGUCUCCCAGCCAUUUGCGGCAACCGGUGGUUGGAUCCCACAGGACAUGUUCGAUGUGUUGCAACUGCAAGGCAUCAUCGUUGACGAUGGAGAUGGAAACUAUCACAUCGAGAACGAGGCCGUCUUGAAGGACAUGCCGCCUACACAAGCCGAGGAAUCGAAAUGA